Molecule: messenger RNA, 1563 nt
Organism: Pestalotiopsis fici W106-1
Lineage: Eukaryota; Fungi; Ascomycota; Sordariomycetes; Amphisphaeriales; Sporocadaceae
Exons: 4
Coding region: 1-1563 (520 amino acids)
Biological process (GO): carbohydrate transport; transmembrane transport
Cellular component (GO): membrane
Molecular function (GO): carbohydrate:proton symporter activity
Source: RefSeq, a predicted model, not a curated record
AUGCUACGGCCCAGCAAGGUAGUCCGAAGGCAAUGGAAGGAGCCGCCAUCUGCCAUCAUUGCUGCGAUCGAUGAUCACCCACCAUGGUACAGAGAUGUCGGCAUAAGGAAGAUGAUGUUCCCAAUUGCCCUGAUCUACCUGACGCAGGUCUGCACGGGGUUCGAUGCCACUCUGACGGCCAAUCUGCAAAGCUUCAAGGAGUGGAAGCGUGAAAUGGGUAACCCGAAUGCCUCUCAAAUAGGUAUCAUCACUGCGAUAUACUUCAUCGGCUGCUUUUGUGGGAGUGUUCCAUCGCAAAUUGUUAUUGACAAAUAUGGCAGAAAAUUGGGGCUCAUCGUCGGCCAGCUUCUGACCGUUGCGGGAGCAGGUUUCCAGGCCGGUUCACAGGGCCGCGGCCAGUAUAUGGGCUCACGAUUUAUCCUCGGGUUUGGGAUAGCAUUCAUCACCUGUGCUGGUCCUGCGCUACUAUCUGAACUCGCCCAUCCUCGCUUCCGCGGCACCCUCGUCUCCUUCUUUAAUCCAUUCUGGUACUUUGGUUCCAUCAUCGCCGCAUGGACCUGCUUCGGCACGAGCCACAUGGAUUCGACAAAUACAUGGAACUGGAGAAUACCAUCAUGCUUGCAGGCCUUCUGUCCUAUCGUCGUGCUUAUGUGUGCCUAUUGGAUUCCCGAGUCUCCUCGAUGGCUUAUAUAUAAGAACCGGAAGGAGGAGGCGGCCCAAAUCAUUGCACAUUACCACGGCAAUGGGAAUCCAGAUGACACCCUCGUUUCGACACAGCUUGAGGAGAUCGAGCUUGCUGUUCUGCGAGCACAGGAAGGAGUUACUUGGAAAGCACUUUUCACCCAAAAGGCGAAUUUGCAAAGGUUGUUAAUUGUCAUUUCGAUGACAUUAAUGACACUUUGGUGCGGCCAGAACAUUAUCACAUACUACUUCAGUAGCAUCCUCAACAGCAUAAAGAUCACAGGGACUACCCAACAGACUGCCAUCAAUGGCGGCUUGAGCAUUGCAAAUCUCGUGUCGUCGUGUGUAGGCGCACUCAUGGUAGACCGGAUGGGCCGACGUAAGCUGUGGAUGGCAUCCUACACCGGGAUGAUCAUAAUAUUUGUGCCCUUCAUCAGCCUGUCGGCCAUGUACGCGCAACACGACCGGACCAGCGAGGGCUAUGGUGUCGUCAUCUGCCUUUUCCUCUUCGACAUCAUGUAUAACGUGGCAUGUAACCCGCUUCUAUAUUCGUACGUCACCGAGGUCAUGCCCUUCUACAUGCGCUCCCGCGGCUUGGCCGUCAAGAACCUGGUUGGUCAACUCGCCCUGAUCGCGAACAUGUACGUCAACCCAAUCGCUCUUGAAGCAAUUGGAUAUCACUACUACAUAUUUUUUCUCGGGCUCAACUGCAUCUGGCUCGCGACCAUCUGGCUAUUUUUCGUCGAGACCAAGGGAUAUACGCUCGAGGAGAUCCAGCAGUUCUUUGAUAGUUCUCGCGAGUUGGAAACGGUUGUUUUGGAAAGCAAAGGUACCAUGGAAAAGCAAGAGAUGGAAUCCAACAUCAAGUCCUGUAAGGCCUAG